Aricia agestis (brown argus) is the source of this 1207-nucleotide messenger RNA. Its product is annotated as venom serine protease-like. Gene Ontology annotation, biological process: proteolysis. Lineage: Eukaryota; Metazoa; Arthropoda; Insecta; Lepidoptera; Lycaenidae. The record is from RefSeq and is a predicted model, not a curated record. Bases 1 to 1191 code for a protein of 396 amino acids. Gene Ontology annotation, molecular function: serine-type endopeptidase activity. The transcript is spliced from 9 exons.
AUGUUUCUGGUCAACACAUUAUUUUCGUUCCUUCUGUUUGCAUACGCCCAUUGUCAAGAUGCCAACUGCAAUUUCCAACAAACGAUAACAACGACCAGUCAGACGUUCUACGCGUAUAGCCCCAACUACCCUUACAACUACGUGGGCGGCGUGCAGUGCCGCUGGAUCUUUGACUGCCCCGUCGGCUUCAACUGCAAAGCGGACUGCACGAUAUCCUUGCCGUCGUCGUCGUCGUGCUUGUUGGACCGUGUGCUGAUAUCGAAGAAUGGUGACAGCCAACUGACCAAUGCGGACUACUACUGCGGCAGCGGCUCCGUCACUGCUGUCUCCACCGGGCAGCGUCUUACUAUCGGUCUUAUUACAUCCCAGUCGAGUCCAGGAGGCAGAUUCAUAUGCACCGUGACCGCCCAGGCCGCCGCCAAUAACUCGACCUGUAGCUGUGGAUACAAGAAGACGAACCGCAUCGUGAACGGCCAAGAAACCGGCGUAAACGAGUACCCCAUGAUGGCGGGUGUCGUGGACCGCUCUUCCGGCGCCGUCAUCAAGUGCGGCGCCACCAUCAUCUCCCCCUCCUACCUCGUUACUGCGGCGCAUUGCGUCGUCAACAAGAGCCCCAAUGAUAUCGGCGUCAUCGUCGGCGAACAUAACACUAGCACUGGGACUGAAACGACUGCUACACAAGGGUUCCUAGUCAAGACCAUUACAAUUCAUCCACAAUUUACGCAAUCCAACUACGACUACGACAUAGCGAUUUUGGCCAUCAACGGCCAAAUGACUUUCAGUGACGCCGUAGGUCCCGUCUGUUUGCCUUUCAAGUUUGUCAACACCGACUUGUCCGGAACCAAAGCCACUUUAUUAGGUUGGGGCACCACGCAGAUAGGGGGCGAGCUGUCCACCGUGCUGCGGAAGGUGGACGUGGACGUGAUCAGCCAGUCGGCGUGCCAGCGUAACGUCGCCACGCUCACGCCGAGACAGAUCUGCACGUAUACGCUGGGGAAGGACUCCUGCCAGAACGACUCCGGCGGCCCCGCGCUCCGCACGGACCCGGCCACUGGGCUGCUGUUCAACAUCGGCAUCAUCAGCUACGGCACGUUCUGCGCGACGGCGGGCAACCCCAGCAUCAACACGCGCGUCACGACGCUGCUAGACUGGAUUGUCGCCAACGCGCCCGCCAACUACUGCAGGAAAUAAAUUGAUUGACAAGUAA